Molecule: messenger RNA, 1474 nt
Organism: Aethina tumida (small hive beetle)
Lineage: Eukaryota; Metazoa; Arthropoda; Insecta; Coleoptera; Nitidulidae
Gene: vg
Product: protein vestigial
Exons: 5
Coding region: 301-1272 (323 amino acids)
Biological process (GO): regulation of transcription by RNA polymerase II
Cellular component (GO): nucleus
Source: RefSeq, a predicted model, not a curated record
UUGUGUUGAUAGUGUGCUGUGAUUUUUCAGUGACGUAACGAUACUACUACUAGACAACCAAAUUCACUUACAAGUUUCGAUUGUUUCGGACUGUUGUUUUUGUAUUUUUGCGAGAUGUCUUGAACGUCGUGACUGUUAGCCGACUUGAUCAACCCAAAAAAAUCUAAUAACCGAAAUCCGAGACUGAGAUUUUGGGCCGGUGAUGUGGCUGUGAUUAAGUAUUUUCUUUUUUUGUAUUGCAGACGGUGGGAUUAUUGAAAAAAGGGAUUAAGUGCAUUAGUGGUUCCUUGAAAUGUGUAUAUGUAUAUAAUGAGUUGUUCUGAAGUAAUGUAUCAAGCGUACUAUCCCUAUCUGUACCAAAGGGCUGGUGCUGCACCCCCUGUAUCGGCUCAUCCAGUACCGAGAACUGGACCAUUCAGUUCACCAUUUGGAGCUGCCCAUCAGUAUGACAGGUUCAACGUGCAGAGGAUCCAGGACGCGCACUCGCUCUCGCAGCCCGGCUCGAGCGGCGGCGGUUCCGGUGCCGGUUUGUCGUUGGGCGGCGGUGGCGGAGGCGAAACUCACCCCGCGCUGUCCGCCGCCCAUCAUCCCCACCACCCCCUCUACCUUCAGGGCUCGGCGCACAGUUCGGGCGGCUCGGUGAGCUCGGCGGGGGGCGCCUCGCCCACCAGCCCCCUGCGGCCCGGCAAGGAGGAGGACUGCAGUCUGCACGGCAGGAGUAGCACCGAAGAUCCCCAGCAAGGCAUCGAGGACGACGAUUCGCAGGAUGGAAGCAGUUCGCGUGCCCAAUACGUCUCGGCGAACUGCGUGGUUUUCACGCAUUACCAGGGCGACGCGGCUACCGUUGUCGACGAACAUUUUUCCCGAGCCCUUGAUAAGACGGCCGCCCACACGAAAGAGAGUUCGCCGAUGUCCUCCCGCAACUUCCCCCCCUCCUUCUGGAAUAGCCAGCAUUACAGCGGCGCCAGCGGAGGAACCAGUCACCACGGCGCCUCGGCGGCCGAUUUGUACAGCGAACACUACCAUCCAGGCGACGCCUGGUACCAAUACAGUCAGCACCAUAGAUUAGACUACCAUCACCAUAAUAUGGCCGCGCAGUACGGCGGCCUCCUCCUGCCUGGUUCCAGGUUACAUCACAUGAGUUCCCACGCGCCCUGCAAAGCGAUGGACUGGCAGCAUCCCUCCAUCGAGUCGCCGUAUUCUUCCUAUCCCACUAUGUCAGGUCUUGAGGCUCAAGUACAGGACUCGUCGAAGGACCUCUACUGGUUUUGAGAGUGAUUGACAAUGGACAAUUGUUUUGUUAUGAAAGUGAAACCGUGAUUUAAGUGUAAUAUAAAAAGUACAAACUCUAUUAUUAAAUAAUAAGUUCACUAUAAAGACAAUUGGCGUUUAUUUUAAAUAAAUGUUCCUUAUUAUUAUUCAGAAUUUUGUGCAAAGCAAAGCUGAUGUUAAGUAUUAAAAUUAUUCAAUAUUA